GAUGGUGGUGAUGUCACCUCAUUAGCAUAUUGGUGACUAUAUCUAAGCCUGCGCCCGGCGGAGUUACGCUUUCUGCUGUUGCGACCCUACUGCCUAGUUCCUCCAAACGAUUCGUCCUCACCACACGACCUGCAAAGAUGAGCGACAAACCCGACAUCUCAGAGGUGACCAGCUUCGACAAGAACAAGCUGAAGAAGACGGAGACUAAGGAGAAGAACAGCUUGCCCACAAAAGAAACCAUUGAACAGGAGAAGGCGGCGACGACGUCGUGAAGCCCCUCGCCAUGCUCCGCGUCCCCCACCCACCACCUCCCCAACACUCCUUCCUUCCUUCCUUCCUUCCUUCCUUCCUUCCUUCCUUCCGCAUUGCCUUGUUCUCAUCAGUCACUUCUUGUAGCUGUAUAAGUUUGUAAGUGAGCGACCCGAUCGCGCAGACGGGACGACGCCUUCGGUCGACGCAACGCGCCGCCAUCUUGAGGUCUGUUUUGUUGAGAAAGAUAGAAGAGGGGAGGAGGGGAGGAGGGGGAGGAGGAUGUGGUACAGGAUCCUGGAAGUUUUUCAGUGCCCGACUUGGCUCUGCAGUGGAGAGGUGGAAGGGACGAGGAAGGGCCUGCAUCCCGGGAAGUGCCCCCCCCCCCCCCACACACACACCACCAUGCACGUCACCACCCAAUUUCCCGCGUUGCUGCUUUUUGCGCCAAAGCUAAGGCGUCAAGCUUUUCUGCUAUUGUUAUGUCGUCUUUCUAAUUUUCAAAAAAAGUGCACAACUUUGUUUGUACAAUGUGAAUGACCACCACCGCCCAAAAAUGAUACUGUUGUAUGUAUGUUUUUUUUCUUGUAUACACGCAGGAUGAUAAAAAAUGGAUUUCAUCUAGUUCUGAAAACAAAUGGACCUUGUUUGUUGUUAAAAUGUACUUUGGCCCUUUUGUUUGAGUGAUUGACAAUUUUGGAAAAAAAAGGCAACCGAGUCUAUGUGCUUUGAGAUUGAUUGUUGGAAGAUUGUUUUUGUUAAGUCCCAACAGUUACAUUAUUCCGCCACACAUCAUUGCAAGGAAUGGAAAACCAUGAAAUGUUGUAAUAAAAAAUGAUUUGUUACUACGA
Messenger RNA from Syngnathus acus (greater pipefish), 1100 nucleotides. Its product is annotated as thymosin beta-12. Lineage: Eukaryota; Metazoa; Chordata; Actinopteri; Syngnathiformes; Syngnathidae. Bases 138 to 272 code for a protein of 44 amino acids. Gene Ontology annotation, cellular component: cytoplasm. Gene Ontology annotation, biological process: regulation of cell migration; actin filament organization. The transcript has 3 exons. The record is from RefSeq and is a predicted model, not a curated record. Gene Ontology annotation, molecular function: actin monomer binding.